Messenger RNA from Armigeres subalbatus, 1661 nucleotides. RefSeq names its product probable cytochrome P450 6d4. Bases 36 to 1511 code for a protein of 491 amino acids. Lineage: Eukaryota; Metazoa; Arthropoda; Insecta; Diptera; Culicidae. The record is from RefSeq and is a predicted model, not a curated record. Gene Ontology annotation, molecular function: monooxygenase activity; iron ion binding; heme binding. The transcript has 2 exons.
GCUUCUUCCAGUGCGAGCUCGGCUGCUGUCCGAAAAUGUUGAUUAUUUACGUGUCCGCGCUUCUAGCGGUCGCCGCUACCCUUGCUCUGAAGUACGUCUACUCGUACUGGGACAGGCAUGGACUAUCGAGCAUUAAACCUCACAUUCCGUUCGGCAAUCUGCUAACUGUAAUAAAGAAAACGGAAUCAUUUGGAUUUGCCAUCAACCAGCUCUACUGGCAGACGAAAGGUCAACUGGUUGGAAUAUAUUUGUUCUUCCGGCCGGCAAUCCUUGUUCGGGACGCACAUCUGGCGCAGCAGAUCAUGACCACGGAUUUCAAUCACUUCCACGAUCGAGGCAUCUACUGCAAUGAGGAGGGUGAUCCCUUCUCCGCCAAUCUGUUCGCCCUGCCCGGUAAACGUUGGCGUGCAUUGCGGAACAAGCUAUCGCCUCUGUUCACCGGUGGGCAACUCCGUGGCAUGAUGCCAACCAUUCUGGAAGUUGGUGAUAAGCUGCAAAAAUAUCUGCAACCAGUAGCCGAGAAGCAAGAAGUGAUAGAAAUUCGCGAUAUCCUAUCUCGGUUUGUGCUUGAGAUAAUUGCAACAGUGUUUUUUGGGUUCGAGGCAAAUUGCAUCGAAGAUCGUGAUGACGCAUUCAGCAAAGUGCUACGUCGAGCACAAGAGGAACGACUCUCUGCCAGGUUUCGGGCAUCCGCUAUGUUCAUUUGCCCGAGUCUGCUAAAAUACACGGGAAUUUCGUCGCUGGAGCCCGACGUGAUUAAUUUUGUCUCUGGAAUAGUGACGAAGCAAAUCGAACACAGGGAAAAGAUGGGCGUGAAUCGGAAGGAUUUUAUCCAACAAUUGAUCAACAUUCGUCAAGAGGGUGAUCAAAACCAAGGCGUGGCAAUGAGCUUAGAGCAGUGUGCAGCAAAUGUGUUUUUGUUCUACGCAGCAGGGUCGGAAACAUCCACGGGGACAAUAGCCUUCGCAAUGCAUGAGUUAAGUCAACAUCCGGAUGUAAUGAAGAAACUGCAGACGGAGAUUAUUGAAACGCUUGAUAAAUUUAACGGAAAAAUUACGUACGACAAUGUGAAACAAAUGCCAUAUUUGGAUCUCUGCAUCAAAGAAACAUUACGAAAAUAUCCCGGCCUUCCAAUUUUGAAUCGAGAAUGCACACUGGACUACCAUGUGCCAGAUUCUGAUAUGGUAAUUACGAAAGGCACUCAAGUUGUGAUUCCACUUUACGCAUUCAGUAUGGAUGAGCAGUACUUCCCCGACCCCGAUCGCUUCAAUCCUGAACGCUUCGAGGAAGCGACAAAAAACUACGAUGAAAAUGCGUAUUAUCCAUUUGGGGAAGGGCCUCGCAAUUGCAUAGCUUUCAGAAUGGGUGUACUGAUAGCAAAGAUUGGAUUGGUUUUGCUGCUGUCGAAGUUCAACUUUGAAGCUACUCAAGGCCCAAAAAUAGUGUUCAGUCCUGCAUCGGUGCCGCUGUUACCGAAAGACGGGAUCUUUCUCAAGAUUUCUGGUAGAUAAAUGUUUGCAUUGGAUAUAUAAAAUUAAUUUACAAGAUAUUGUUAGUCGUUAGCCAUUUUGAUAUACAAUUCCCUGUAAUAAUAAAAAAAAAUGACAUUUUAAAAUUGCAAUGAAUAAAAUGAUGAAGACGUAACAUUUUCUUUAUGUAAA